Messenger RNA from Rana temporaria (common frog), 1886 nucleotides. It is a transcript of the gene GLRX2, whose product is annotated as glutaredoxin 2. Bases 1293 to 1724 code for a protein of 143 amino acids. Lineage: Eukaryota; Metazoa; Chordata; Amphibia; Anura; Ranidae. The transcript is spliced from 3 exons. The record is from RefSeq and is a predicted model, not a curated record.
UUUUUUUUUUGGCCAAACAUGGGUGCAAUAUUAGUAGUCAUAUUGCUUCAGCAAACGUCUCGGGUUUGUAAAAUUGUAAAACGUGGUACAGCACAAAGUCCUACGUCACAAUCAGGACAAUAGAACCUGGUUUAUUUUCUACAUUUUUCUUCCAGUGUCAUCACGCUUAGAACAACAAACCACACACAUCCUUGUGGGUGCUGACUUAUUUUCCAUUGGUGGGAUGUGGUCCAUAAAGUGCCGACCAGUCAGGCGUUCCGGGUUCACAACGCCAGCAGCACGACGUCCAGAUCUGUUUACAGUCGUUGGUGCUUGAGAAAUAUAAGUUCGGCAACUUUCCAAACAAAGUCCGCAUGAACCACAGACUUGUCUGUUACACAAUAGCCCUGAUUCAGCAAUGGCUCAAUCAAAGUAAGAACUAAAGCGGUUGCCAUUCCAUAAUUAGUGAAUCAAUUGUUGAAUUUGCUUACUUUCCCGGUGUAUAGGACCGAAUUUCAUAUGUAACCGAUGCUCAAUUCAAAUAGCAUAAAUGAUUUUAUGCCAAAUCGUGCUCUCUUUGACGCCAUAUGCUGAGUCUUCCUUUGUAGGCCAUUGGAUUUUUGGCAAUACUGAUGUCUCUAUCUGGUACAUAGGUCUGCUGGAAAUUUUUUCAGAAUAAUUUGAUAUACCUCCCAAAACUUUUUGAGUUUUGGAGCUGGAUGAGAAGUCUCAUCAAAUUCUUCAUUAUUUGCAAAGUGCAAAUAUUUCAUUAUCAGAGAAAAUUUGUAUUCUGACAUGACCGUGCCAAAAAAAGGAGUGGCUAGUAAUUUGUUGGUUGACAAAUACCACUUCUGCAGGGGUUUCCCCACCCCUCCCUGAAGAAUUAUUAGGCCCAGAAACUUCCAGAUGUCCUCUUUGAUUACUGGUUCCCACUUUCUGCUCCUUAAAAACCUCUGAUGCGUAGCAGCUUGUUGCUCCUGGUACCGAUUUGUCUCCGUAACAAUUUUUUCAAUAACCUCAUCGGUCAAAAAGAGAUGGAGGUAUGCCAAGGGGUUGUCAUCCUCAACAUCCACUUUGAUACCAGGUGCUCCUGUAAAUGGGGGUGCUACGUGCUCUGUACCACAGUCAAUCGAGCACCAAGUCUGCACAUCACUGGGCACAGUCGCAGGAUCAUCGCUGAAAUCGCUUUCUGUGUCUGAUGACGAACUUCCCCACGAGUCGCUAUCACUUCUGCAAGCGAUUCUGUAUCGCUGUCGCUGUUUUCCAGCAGGUCAUAUACCGGUUUUCAGGUGGAGGCAUGCUUUUUUGAUGCCAUGGUCAUUCUGCAGUUUCCAGACACAAAGUACAGUAAAACUUCAGGCAAGGGCACUGGGGGGCAAACUAAGGUCAAUUUAUUUUAUUUAGUAAUGUAUCGGUGUAUUUGUUUUAUACUUUCUGAAUUUGUCGCCCCCCCCUGCGACGCAACGCUCACAGGGAACGGAACCCAGGGCACAGUGCAUCGUCCGAAGAUUCAGCCGCUGUACACAACGGGAAUACAUCGCGGGAUCCCGGGGACAAAAAUGGGGAACUAUAUCUCAAAUGCCACAGAUCAGCAAAAUGGAAAUGCUGUGAAGUUAAUAGAGGUACCAAGGGUUUUUGUCAAUGGAACCUGUAUAGGAGGUGGGACUGAAACCAGGAAACUAAAUCAAGAGGGAAAGUUACUUCAACUUGUCCAACAAUGUAACCUCACAGCUACGCAGAGUUGACCACAAAGAUGUACAUCAUCAUUAUUAUUAUACUAGUAUGCAUGGUUAUAACUGAUUUUUUAUUUGUUUUUGCCUUAAAUUACUUUACAAGGGCUUGUUUACAGCCUAAGUACUAUGUUGACUUUUAGUCCCUCGUGUGCUUACUAAAAUUUAUUUAAAGGA